AUGGCUUUAGCUACAAGAAAGUUAAUAAAUUUAAGGAUUUUCAAUAAAUAUAACAAGCUCUGGUACACUACGCAUACUAAAAUACACUUUACACCAUGGAAGAAUUCUCAUAUAAGUAUAAAAGUAAAAACAGAAAAUUAUUUAAAUUCAAAAUGGUUACACACUACAAGUAACGUUUACAAAACCGUAGCGUUUAAUUUAUCUGAUAUAGGAGAAGGAAUAAGAGAAGUUGUUAUCAAGGAAUGGUUCGUUAAAGUUGGUGACACAGUUCAGCAAUUUGACAAUAUAUGUGAAGUUCAAAGCGAUAAAGCUGCAGUGACAAUUACUAGUCGAUACGAUGGAGUGGUCACACGACUUUAUCAUAAAGUAGACGAAACUGCUUUAGUUGGACAACCUCUAGUCGAUAUUGAAUGUGAACGUUCUGGAGAUGAAGAAACUUCUUCAGGAAAGGUAGAUGAAGAAACAACUAAAAUUAUCUCUGCAAUAGGAAAAGAAGAAAGUCAAAGAAUAAAAGUUUUGACUACGCCAGCCGUUAGAAGAAUCGCAGCACAAUUUAAAGUAGAUUUAAGCACGGUAAACGCUACAGGAAGAAAUGGAAGGGUUCUGAAAGAAGAUGUACUGUCUCAUCUUAAUAUAAGUUCAGAUAAGUCUAAUAUCGUGCCAGAUCGAGAAUUAUCAGCAGAAGUGACAUCUACACCGACGACGACACCUGCCGCGAGAACCGAAAUUCUUUUAGAAGACAAAGUGGUACGGGUUUCAGGAUUUACAAAAGCUAUGGUCAAAUCUAUGACAGAAGCUAUGAAAAUACCUCACUUUGUAUUCAGCGAUGAAUACGAUGUAACGAAAUUGGUACAAUCAAGAAAUAAUCUUAAAGAACUGGCUAUGAAUCAAGGAGUCAAACUAACCUAUAUGCCAAUUAUAAUAAAAGCAGCAUCCGAAAGUUUAAAGCUGUUUCCCAUAAUAAAUAGUAGCCUAGAUGAUAAUUGUGAAAAUAUAAUUUAUAAAGCUAGUCAUAAUAUAGGUGUUGCUAUGGCCACGCCUAAUGGUUUAGUUGUUCCUGUAAUUAAGAAUGUUCAAAUGAAAAGUAUAAUUGAAAUAGCCAGAGAAUUGAACACUUUGCAAGAGAAAGGGUCAAAAGGUCAACUUGGGCUUGGCGAAAUAACGGGUGGGACGUUCACUAUAUCAAAUAUUGGCAUUGUUGGAGGUACCUAUACGAAACCGGUGAUAUUUCCGCCCCAAGUAUCAAUUGGUGCUCUUGGGAAAAUUCAGGUAUUGCCGAGAUUUGACUCCGAAGGCAAUGUUGUGAAAGCUCAUAUAUUAUCCGUGAGCUGGUCAGCCGACCAUAGAGUGAUUGAUGGAGUUACAAUGGCAAGAUUCUCAAACCAACUUAAAGAAUAUCUCGAAGACCCAUAUAGAUUACUUUUAAAUAUA
Molecule: messenger RNA, 1431 nt
Organism: Brenthis ino (lesser marbled fritillary)
Lineage: Eukaryota; Metazoa; Arthropoda; Insecta; Lepidoptera; Nymphalidae
Source: the annotation of a GenBank genome assembly